This is a messenger RNA of Danaus chrysippus (African queen), 5244 nucleotides long. Lineage: Eukaryota; Metazoa; Arthropoda; Insecta; Lepidoptera; Nymphalidae. The record is from the annotation of a GenBank genome assembly.
AUGUCGAAUAUGCCGAUAUACAGUCAGGUUGCCCCAAAAUAUAGGGCAAAAAACGCCAAGGGUAGCUCCACGCGAGAAAAUAGGGGUAAUUCGAGAGAUUUUGACCCUCUAAACUAUAAUCAUGGGGGUAAUAUACAGCUAUUAAACGCUCCGCUAGAGAGUAGGAUAGAAAAAUUGGAGAAGAGAGAUUCUAGACGUAAAGAAGAGAACAGAGUGAGACGAAGUCAGAAGAAUGAUGCUAACGAAGGGAAGGUUGAAGCGUAUUUGAGGCAGAACCAGGUCAGCAUUAGGCAGCAGCAGCAUAGGCACUCCGCUGUCAGGCAAGCAGAACAUCGGGUUAAUUUACGGUCACUUCCUUUGAAUGAGAUCACAUCGAGACAGGAGCGUACUCCGACCGGCCAUCGGGUAUUCCCCGAAAGAGAAAACUCCAGGGAAAAUAGACGGCAGAGAGAUAGAGAGAGAGACUUUGAUUUUGAUGGCUCCCCGCUAAGUCCAAUAGCUCGUGACAAGGACAGAGUGAAGAAGUCUACAUCGCGAGUGUCUGAUGUGUGUGACAAGAGGAGAUUCUUCUGUAGGGAGUGGGUGUUCCAGAAGAUAGCUCAUUGCUUAGAGCAGCGAGCGGUCAGCAAGACUGCUGGGACGCUUAUACUGGGUGAUGCGGGUAGCGGUAAGACAGCUUUAUGUCAAGAACUAAGCGCCCCGGGUAAUGGCCCUCAAGCCAGACAACAAAGAGCUUUAAACAGAAGAAUGCUAGCGAGACACUUCUUACAGGGUCCGGGUGACUGCAGCCAGCGGCCUGGUGAGUUCGUCCGUUCACUGGCGAUGCAGAUCCUAUCACACUCUGAACAUGCGAGGCCGGAUGAGAGAUCUGAUAGAAAUUCUUUGGAAGAGAAUUUUGUUCAGAAGUUCCGUGACAUUUGUGAAGAUGGUGAGGAGAGCUCCAAGCCUCUGCUGGCUGAUAGUGAAGAUCAACGAACAGACGAAGAGGAGAUGAGUUCUCGACAGAAAACAGCUGACAGAAUACAUGAGAGAGAAGAUUACACGGAUUGUAUUAACGACGCGGAGCUGAGUGGACACGCGGUGAGUGAGAGAGAGGGAAAUAUAGAAAGAGAGAGAGAGAGACUACCGGAAAUACUGCCGAAGGCGGAUGUAAAGCCAACGAAUCCGUUCAUCAGCGACCAGAAUGAUCUGCGUCUGUACGAAAACCACGAGAACCUGUUCCUCCGCAAUAUAUCUCAACGACAAUCCAAAGAAAUGCGAAAUUCAAGACUUCUACGGCAGAGCUCCGAACCGCUACAAGAAAAGAAACCUUCUGUACUCCAGAAGAGCCUGUCAAACGACCAGGAAGAGAAAAAAGAGAUGAACAGCCCGCCAAAAUCAAGAAUUCCGGUCGCCAACUUUCGGUAUCCCAAUAAAAGUGGCUUACGUUCUGAUGGCUCGCCGAAAAAGGAUCCAAAAGAACUUCCCGAAUAUCAGAACAUAGUUCACGACGUUAAAGACGAUCCGCAAACGGAAAUGGAAUUACUUUUGGAGAAGAAGAGAUCAGUUUCUGAAGAAGAACCGCCUCCAAUACCAAGCCUUCCGGUCAAUCCGAGAACUUUAAUAGCCAAUGCCUAUUACGAGAAGUUACUAUCGGAAACGGAAAUCCAGCAGGCUUUAUUACCUCAGAACCUGGAUAAAAACCCCGAUGAAUGCUUCAAGAAGGCUAUAUUAUUUCCAUUACUGGAAAUAGACCCGCCUAAGCAAUGCUUAUUCUUGCUUAUAGACGCUAUAGAUGAGGGCGCCACUAAUGAUGGCGAGGGUAGUGAGGGUAGUGUAGCCGGCGUGGUGGGUCGUCACCAACACCUACUGCCUCAUUGGUUGCUGCUAGUAGCCACCGCACGGAGACACGCCCGCCUCGCCAGAGUCUUCACUGGUUUCCGUAAGAUAACUCUUGAUGAGCUAUGUCGAGCUCACGUGGCCGCGGAUGUUCAGCGGUAUGUGUUGGCUCGACUCGACAACGAGCCGCGACUCAGGGCUCGAGUGUCGAGCGACGCGGCUGCUGCAGCAUCCGCGGCGGCUGCUUUGGAUCAUCUUAGGAUUAAGAGUGACGGUUGCUUACUGUACUUAGAGAAGGUGCUGGACGGAGUAGCCGAUGGUUUCAUAGCGCUGCGUGAAAUAAGAGAGAUCCCAGGUACACUCAACGGACUGUACUUGUGGCUCGCGCAGAGACUGUUCCACGGACGGAGGUUUAAUAAGGUCCGGCUAGUAUUAGACGUGCUGCUAGCCGCUCGUUGUGGUGUAACUGAGGACAUGUUGUACAAGUGUCUGCUUACCAAGGAAUACAGCGUCACUAGGGAAGACUUUAAUAGAAGGAUGCAUUUGUUGAGAAGGAUAGUGUCGGUAGAUCGCUCCACGGGUUUCGUGUCAAUUUUCCACCGUUCGUUCUCUUCGUGGCUGGUAGACGUGAAGCAUUGCACGCGCCGCUACUUGUGCGACGUGGCAGCGGGACACGCUGCGCUCGCCAUGCAUUAUACAUUGGAGGCUAGAAGAUUGUCAGCCUUGGAGAUACAUCACUACGUGUACCACAUGACUCAGCUGGAACAACACCUGGCCUCGCUCAAGAAGGGAAAGCUCGGUUGUGAGCCGGUGGAGCUUCACACGUUGGUGCUUCUCUGGGUGCUGGACUCGGGCUGUAAGGUGGAGGCGGCGUUGCAGCAUGACAGGGGACAGAUGGAGGAGAAAAUUGAAGAUAAGGAUCAAGAUCCGGAGUCCGAAGGAAAAGAAUCUAUAUCAUGUAAAUCAUUGGAACAAUCAGCUUUGGAGAACAUUAUGCCCGAGUUAGUGAACGGUACAACGACUAGGUGGCCGAGGGAUAGAAGGGUGAUGAGAGCUCUCAUCGAGCUUAGUAGAACUGAUUCAGCUCCUACUGAGCCGGAGGAAGAUGUUAAUGAUCUGCUGUCCACGGAAAAAGCUUUGGAAAGUGAAGAAACAGGUGAUGAACAUGACGAAGGAUUACAAUUAGAUCCGGGGACUGUUCACGAACUAGCGGCUAGAGGAGAUGAGGAGACUUUAGCUGUUCUACUGAAGCGUCGCCCUGAGCUAGCUCAGUCUGUUGACGCGGCGGGAGGCACAGCACUACACGCGGCGGCCCGCGCGGGAAGAGCCGGCACCGCAGCCCUACUGUUGAAGGCGGGUGCUUCGCCCUCGGUAGCUGACGGCGAUGGAUGGAGCCCGCUUAGGGCUGCGGCCUGGGCUGGACAUGUUGAGGUGGUGGACGUGCUAUUAGAACACGGUUGUGAUGUGGACUGUGUUGACGCUGACAACAGAACGGCCUUGAGGGCUGCUGCGUGGUCGGGCCAUGAAGCGGUGGUGGCGCGCCUCUUACUCGGCGGGGCGGAGCCCGAGCGAGCGGAUGCGGAAGGCCGAACUCCGCUUAUGGCAGCUUCCUAUAUGGGACACGCGGAUAUCGUGCGUCUUCUACUAGACGCAGGCGCAGGGACCGAUCAUGCGGAUCAUGAUGGUCGAACAGCAUUAUCAGUGGCUGCUUUAUGUCGCGCGGGUGCUUCAUGCGCUGCAUUAUUACUGGAGCGAGGAGCGGACCCUAGCCGCGCGGACAGAGAGCGAGCCACGCCGCUACUGGUGGCCGCGUUUGAAGGGCACACUGAAAUUUGCGAACUACUCCUCGAGGCGGAAGCGGAUAUAGAGUCUUCAGACGUGGCGGGGCGCACAGCGUUGUGGGCGGCCGCGUCUGCAGGGCACGCGGACACUGUGAGGCUGCUGUUGUUCUGGGGCGCCUGUGUCGACACCAUGGAUGACGAGGGACGGACUGUGCUCAGCACAGCCGCCGCACAGGGUAACGUGGAGGUUGUUCGUCAACUGUUAGACCGUGGACUAGACGAACAUCAUAGAGAUAACUCAGGAUGGACGCCGCUACACUACGCCGCGUUUGAAGGUCACAUAGAAGUCUGUGAAGCGCUUUUAGAAGCGGGUGCCAAGGUAGAUGAAGCGGAUAACGAUGGUAAGGGCCCCCUUAUGCUGGCUGCUCAAGAAGGACACACUAGAUUGGUGGAAAUAUUAGUGGAUACUUGGGCCGCGCCUGUAGACCAGCGGGCGCAUGACGGGAAAACUGCGCUACGCCUCGCGGCGUUGGAGGGGCACUUCGAGUCAGUAGCCGCGCUGCACUGCCGCGGGGCGGACGUGGACGCGCUGGAUGCGGACCGGCGGAGCACGCUGUAUGUACUCGCCUUGGACAACAGACUGGCUAUGGCCAGGCAGCUGCUGGCGUGCGGUGCUAGUGUACAUUCGAGUGAUACCGAGGGCCGCACUCCUCUUCACGUGUCAGCCUGGCAAGGACAUACGGAGAUGGUCAAUCUGUUGAUAAAAGUCGGUAUAGCUGCGCAAGAAGGUCAUGAAGAAUGUGUGUUGUGGCUACUCCAACAUGGAGCUGAUCCUUUACAGGCUGACCAUUGUGGUCGAACACCUGCAAAAGUAGCGUGGAGGGCUGGACACGCGAAUAUCUGCAGACUUCUGGAGCGAUGGAGCGCCCCCUCCGCGCCGCCCGCGCCCCUCACACACGAGGAGAAGAGACCAGCCUCCCCAGAAUACAAACGCCGCAGUAUCCACAGCUCGAACUCAACAAAAUCAUCGUCAAACAUGACGGGCGGCUCCAACCGAUCACACGACGAUGAUGAUAAGGCUUCCCUCUCUUUCGCACAGCAGGUGGCGCGAUGUGGGCGAGCGAGACGGGAGAUAGACAGAGACGAACCUAUACCAGAACAUCAGGUGCUAGAACAGGACUCAAAGCUGAGGAGUUAUAUAGCGAAUGAGAGAGACAGCGAGCUUCACGGAUAUGCGAGGGAAAGAGACAGAAGACGGGAACAAAGACACGGCGCCACUAGCCCGCUGUAUGCUUCGCCACCUAGGAGCCCUAGCGAGCCGCGGAGCCCUGACCCGCCUGCUGGUUCUCAGCCUGCCAGUCUAACAAGCGCCCCGGGGCUGACAGACAACCACUUCAAUAGAGACACGCAUAUGAGGAUUAUAUUGGGCAGAGACAAACACGCUGAGAGGAGCGAUGGUAAGAACAAGAGGAACGGCAUCGUUACCAACCCGGCGAUGCGUCUAGUCGCUAACGUUAGGAAUGGACUGGACAGCGCCGCAGCCAACAUUCGUCGUACGGGUGUAGCGUUAGCAGCCAGCGCCAGUUCCUCCAACCCAGCGGUCAAGACCAACGCCUUCCAGUGGAGGAAGGAGACUCCGCUAUAG